This is a messenger RNA of Talaromyces amestolkiae, 1161 nucleotides long. RefSeq lists its product as uncharacterized. The coding region runs from base 1 to 1161 and encodes 386 amino acids. Gene Ontology annotation, cellular component: cytoplasm. The transcript has 5 exons. The record is from RefSeq and is a predicted model, not a curated record. Gene Ontology annotation, biological process: response to oxidative stress. Lineage: Eukaryota; Fungi; Ascomycota; Eurotiomycetes; Eurotiales; Trichocomaceae.
AUGAAUUGGCUCAAGCAGACGUACGAUCUCCCCCUGAAGCUCCUAUUGGCCAAUGUUGCCGGAACCCAGGAACCCAUCUAUGGUCCUGAUGCUAUUCAACCCGUCAGCAAGCAAGCAGAAAAAACGCCCUACACCGAGUUGAAGAAGGAGGAUCUCAAAUGGAGAGCUCCUCAGUAUACCUCUGUGGAGACCCAGACCUUCUACAUGAUGGCCGAUGAUGGUACUCUAGCUUGGGUGCAAGUCAUCUACAAUAACAUUGCUGGCCUUCACACAACUUGCCAAUUCAACACCAAAAUCUACUCGCUCGACGGCAGUGCGCCCCAUCUCUGGCAUUCCGACACUCUUUAUAACCACCUUUUCGACCCGGACAUGUACUCUUUCGGGGCGGAUAACCUCGCAUUGACACUCAAUGAAGCAGGCGACGCCUACACAAUUAAAUCGGCUGUCAACGAGAACAGUCUGGUCAACCUGACCUUCGCCCGCAAAGCUCCUGGUGUCGUUAUUGGCGAGAACGGUACUUCAUACUUUGGAACUGACCAUGCCAACCCCUGGGGUUCUAUGUCUCAUGCUUUCUGGCCUCGUUGCACUGUGGAGGGUACUAUUACUACUAAGGAGAAGACUUUUGACUUGAAGGGGCUGGGUUUCUACUCCUUUGCACUCCAGGGCAUGAAGCCCCACCACGCUGCCGCUCGAUGGAACUUUGUCAACUUCCAAGGCCCCUCAUACUCGGCUUGGUUGAUGGAAUUCACAACCCCUCCUUCAUACGGCUCAACUGUCGUUAGCGUUGGAGGCGUUGUCAAAGACGACAAAAUUCUGUACGCAGGAUCGACAAACACUGCAACACAUUUGGAAACGCAUACCGAUUCUGACAAUGACUGGCCCGAGCCUAAGAGCAUCAAAUUCACAUGGGACGGAAAAGGCAAGGAAGGCAAUGAGCUUCAUGCUGAGUUGGAAGGAUCCCUUGGCAAGAGACUCGACAGGAUAGACGUUAUGUAUGAGCUUCCUGGAUUUGUCAAGUCGUUUGUUGGCAGUGUUGCUGGCACCAAGCCAUAUAUCUACCAAUACUCUCCCCAAGACAAGCUCACGCUCAAAGUCAAGGAAGGCGAAACCGAGGUUUCGGAGCAAGGCAGCAUGUUCUCCGAGGCUACCUUCAUCUCAUGA